UGCACAAACAGGCCGCUUUCACGGCGACUGAGGAGCAACCCGAGUCCGGGCGAGGCGCAGCGGCUCCGUCUGUCUCGCCUGCCCGGGACUAGCGCCCUUCCCCAAGAGGCGGAAGCGGACGCGGGGUCUUUUCGCGAACCGCCCGUGGGCGGCGCAGCCGCUCGGCGACCUGGAAGCGGCUCCGGCGAGCGAGGCCGUCGACUUCCUGGGUAGGGAAGGCCGCCAUGGCUCUGCCCCGAAGCUUCCAGCGAUUGAGUGCUUGUUGCUAUGGGACUUGCACAGCUUAAUUUAAAGGACUCGGAGGUUCUUAUCCACUCAAAACCUUUGUGGCUCUGAUCCAGGUUGUAGCUGUGAGGAUUUGUUGCUUCUGCUGAAGAUGCCAUCCAGAACGAGUUUGGCUGCUUCGAUCCCAAGCAGCAAAGUGAAGUAUUCUAAGCUCGCUUGCACGGAUGAAGGAUACAUUGAUCUGCAGUUCAAGAAGAGCCCCCCAAAGGUUCCCUACAAGGCGAUCGCGCUGGCCAUGGUGCUGUUCCUGAUCGGGACCCUCCUCAUCAUUAUUGGUGCGCUCCUCCUUGCCGGAUACAUUAGCCAUGGGGGAACCGAUCGUGCAGUCCCUGUCUUGAUCAUCGGAAUCCUGGUUUUCCUUCCAGGCUUUUAUCACUUGCGAAUCGCCUACUUCGCUUCCAAAGGCUACCGGGGCUACUCCUACGACGACAUCCCAGAUUUUGAUGAUUAGAAGGCUAAAGAACCUGGAGGUUUGGGCCACCCAGAUCUCAGUCGGGCUCCAGAGAGAAGAUGCAGAAAUAAGCCCAUUGAGUAAUGCUCUCUUUGGACAGUCGACACAGCAGCUGUUACACCCAUUAAGGAUUUCUUUUUUAGGCAUUUCUUUGAUAGGACUUAGUUUCUGAGAGAAUGAAGGAGGUCUUGUGAGACAAGCUUCUGGUUUGAGAUGGGAAGUUCUUGACAGCUGUGUUCCCACCAAGCAGAAGGAGGAAAAGAAACUCAGGGCUUUAAUAGGCAUUUCUGCUUCACUUCAUUUCUCCCUCUAGAGCAGAACCUCUGCAAAGCUGACAUCUGGAUCCAGGGAUGAAAGGUUGAGCGCUAAUUAAAUUUGUCUAGGCAGGAAGCCAACUGCAAGAACGUUGACCUCUCCUCGUAAAUGGUUGAAUUGCCACAUCCAAUUGGGGGAGCCUUGAAUGCUUCUCUGAGCUCCUUUCAGGGGGAUUACAGGGGUUACAACCUGGCCCGUCCUAGAGAUGGGGCAGAAUAAUUCUAGCGCUUGAAACAUGUUGCAUUCCAAAAACUCCCAAUCCCCCUUGGGGUGCAGCCAACAAAUGAGAGUCAGGAGGGGUUUCAUUUUUCAUCCUUGGCAUCCUUCACACUGGCAUCAUUUUUUGUUAGUCAGGAAAUGUGUGCAGCUAGUCCUCUUGAAGCAAGUAAUGGAGGAUUUUUUCAAUCUCAGCUUAUCUCUUCAGGAUCUUGGUAAAAAAGUGAUAGAGAAGAGCAUUUUGUGAUUAAAUUCUGUUCUCACAUUUCCAAGAUUUUUAACCCAUGUCUAUGGAUCAGGGAUCCCUUCCUAGGAUCCUCAGAUCCCAUUCCAGGACUGAUAGAAUUGCCUCCUCAGAGAGUAAGCUGGAAGGGAGGUGGCAACCCUAACCGCUCAGGGCCAGACAAGAAUCCAUCGGAAAAUAAUGUGGGGCACAUUCCAGAGACAUAAAAAUGCAAUGAUAUAAAAAAUAGGUCAAAUGCAGAGGCAGAAAAUUAAAUACUUGGUUAAAAAGCUCCCCUUUCUCCACAAACGAAUACUAUGUUCCAUGCUUUUUGAAAUAGACAUGUUUUAGUAAGACCAAAAGUCUCUAUGAAUCGGGUGGGCAACUAUGGUCCCUUUAGGACCUAUGACUUGGCUGGCUCAGGAAUUCUGGGAGCUGAAGUCCACAGAUCCUAAAGGGGCCAUUACUGUCCACUGAGCCCUGGCUAGGUGUCCCCAGGAAAAGAUGGAAAGUUUGCCAAGUGCAAACAUGCGUGUGUACUUACCCAACACAUGCACACUCGAGCAUGCAACCUGGAGCCCUCAAAGUGGUAACAAAACCUGUUUGAAGUUGGCACAAGUGUCUACGUCAGCAGCACCAAAGUGAAGCCACACUUAUUUUUGCAUUUGUUGAUGUUGAAGCAACCAUGAUUUCUUGAAGGGUAUUUUUUUGAUAGGCUGCCUGGACAAAUGGCCUUGUGCUGUGCAAAAAUCCUGGACUUCCUUUUGCCACCAAUGAGUUAUCUGCAUUUCUUUUUCUCUCUCUGGAUUCUUUCACAGGAUUUACAGCCUGUGGAAUGCAAGAGAAAGUUUAAAUAUGUGUUGAAAAGCUUAAUCUGCAGAUGCCAGUUGCCUACUUAAUAAAUAACUUGUAAUGUUCA
Messenger RNA from Crotalus tigris (Tiger rattlesnake), 2409 nucleotides. RefSeq names its product transmembrane protein 230 (gene TMEM230). Gene Ontology annotation, cellular component: endomembrane system; synaptic vesicle. The record is from RefSeq and is a predicted model, not a curated record. Gene Ontology annotation, biological process: synaptic vesicle transport. Bases 377 to 736 code for a protein of 119 amino acids. NCBI's taxonomy places the organism in Eukaryota, Metazoa, Chordata, Lepidosauria, Squamata, Viperidae. The transcript is spliced from 4 exons.